This is a messenger RNA of Pieris brassicae (large cabbage white), 2183 nucleotides long. Its product is annotated as aromatic-L-amino-acid decarboxylase. Gene Ontology annotation, biological process: amino acid metabolic process; serotonin biosynthetic process; catecholamine metabolic process. The transcript is spliced from 6 exons. NCBI's taxonomy places the organism in Eukaryota, Metazoa, Arthropoda, Insecta, Lepidoptera, Pieridae. The record is from RefSeq and is a predicted model, not a curated record. Gene Ontology annotation, molecular function: aromatic-L-amino-acid decarboxylase activity; pyridoxal phosphate binding. Bases 118 to 1551 code for a protein of 477 amino acids.
GUUGCGGCGGGCGUAGUGCGCGAGUGGUUUUUGGUUAAGCGUACCGUGAUUUACUCGAUAUAUAAUAUUUUAUAUCGCUGCCCGUGUUAAAACCUUGUGAAUAAACCUUUCGACAAAAUGGAGGCAAAGGAAUUCAAGGAGUUUGCGAAAGCGAUGACGGACUACAUCGCAGAAUACCUUGAAAACAUACGAGAUCGGCAAGUGGUGCCAUCUGUGAAGCCUGGAUAUCUGAGACCAUUGGUGCCGGAGCAGGCUCCAGAGAAACCGGAACCUUGGACCGCAGUAAUGGUGGAUAUUGAACGGGUUGUCAUGUCAGGAGUCACACACUGGCAUUCACCUAAAUUUCACGCGUACUUCCCCACUGCCAACUCAUAUCCCGCUAUAGUAGCUGAUAUGCUGAGUGGAGCAAUUGCCUGCAUUGGAUUUUCAUGGAUUGCAAGUCCUGCUUGCACUGAGCUCGAAGUCGUGAUGUUGGAUUGGCUGGGUCAGAUGCUUGGUCUUCCUGAAGAGUUCUUGGCCCGUUCUGGUGGUGAAGGUGGCGGUGUUAUUCAAGGGACUGCCAGUGAGGCCACACUGGUCGCUCUACUUGGUGCUAAGUCAAAGGCUAUGCAUCGUAUCAAAGAGCAACACCCCGAAUGGACUGACGUGGAAAUAUUAUCUAAACUUGUUGGCUAUUGCAACAAACAGGCACACUCUUCGGUAGAGCGAGCAGGUCUCCUAGGAGGCGUAAAGCUGCGAUCACUAAAUCCUGACAGCAAGCGGAGUUUAAGAGGUGACACACUCAGGGAUGCAAUAAAGGAAGAUAUCAAGAAUGGUCUCAUACCAUUUUGCGCUGUGGCUACUCUAGGUACCACAUCAACUUGCGCUUUUGAUGCUCUUGAUGAAAUCGGUGACGUAUGUCGCGAAAAUGAUAUCUGGCUGCAUGUCGAUGCAGCGUACGCUGGUUCAUCAUUCAUAUGCCCCGAAUACCGAUAUCUUAUGAAAGGUAUAGAAAAAGCGGACUCGUUCAACUUUAACCCCCACAAGUGGCUGCUAGUUAACUUUGACUGCUCCGCUAUGUGGCUGAAACAGCCCCGUUGGAUCGUUGAUGCAUUUAACGUUGACCCUCUGUACUUAAAGCACGAUCAGCAGGGAUCAGCGCCGGAUUACAGACAUUGGCAAAUUCCUCUCGGCCGUCGUUUUAGGGCUCUUAAGCUGUGGUUCGUCCUAAGAUUGUAUGGAAUUGAAAACCUUCAAAACUUCAUCCGUAAACAUAUCGCAUUAGCACAUUUCUUCGAGAAACUUUGUGGCGAAGAUGAGAGAUUCGAAGUGGUUGAGGAAGUUCUCAUGGGCCUUGUCUGUUUUAGACUAAAAGGUGAUAACGAUUUAAAUGAAGCGUUAUUGAGACGUAUUAACGGACGAGGAAAGAUUCACUUGGUUCCAUCAAAAAUUGACGACUCAUACUUCCUAAGAUUGGCUAUUUGUUCCCGUUUCUCCGAGGAGAGUGAUAUACAAGAAUCUUGGGAGGAAAUUAAGGCUUCGGCUAGUGAUGUGUUGGCAGAAAACAAAUGAUUACAACAUAAAUCAGACAAGAUAUAUUUAUCGUAAAUAGCUAAUAUUAUGUUAUUGUACUCAAAAGUAUUAGAGAAAUUGUUGUCUGCGCUUAGCGUGACUGAAAAAAAAAUAUUUACAUUCAAUGAAGUAUAUUGAUAAAUGUAAUUUUUUCAUGUUAUCUGAUUGCAGCAUAUCGUGUAUUGUGUGUUGAUAUGAUUAAAUUCAAUGUGUAUGUGUAGAGAUAAGUUUAUCUCCUUAACUUGCCAAUGAUUUAAAUGUUAUAAGGUGCUGAUUUACAUUUUAAUGGGAGAAUUUAAGAUUUUAUGUACCUACUGUAUUUUACAAUAUAAACAAAUUUUAUUGCAUGUAUAUUAUUCAUACUUAAUUGUUAUUUCAAAUACAUUGAGCACAGCAUAUUACAGCAGAAAUUCAGAACUACAUACUUCAUGUAGUUAUCAUUAAUGUCGUUUAUAAAUUCAGUAUUAUCAAAUAGAGAUAUAGCUUAAAAUUUUAUGUAAAAGCUUCUAUAUGUUUGACCUAGUGAAGUAUCUACUUUAAACACUGAAAUUAUUGAUCUAUCAUUUGAGGACGACAUUCCUCAAUGUAGUACAUAAUUAUAACUUAUAAGAGCAAUAAUAAAUCAUAUUCCA